Messenger RNA from Hansenula anomala, 1464 nucleotides. It is a transcript of the gene MEP2, whose product is annotated as ammonium permease MEP2. Gene Ontology annotation, molecular function: ammonium channel activity. NCBI's taxonomy places the organism in Eukaryota, Fungi, Ascomycota, Saccharomycetes, Phaffomycetales, Wickerhamomycetaceae. The record is from RefSeq and is a predicted model, not a curated record. Gene Ontology annotation, cellular component: plasma membrane. Gene Ontology annotation, biological process: ammonium transmembrane transport. The coding region runs from base 1 to 1464 and encodes 487 amino acids. The transcript has a single exon.
AUGUCUGAUUUCACAGGUGAACCAACUGGUACUGGUACUGGUGGUGACUCAUUAACCACUGAUAUGAAUAAACAAUUUGAUUUAGCUAACAUGGCUUGGAUUGGUGUUGCUGGUGUUUUGGUUUGGAUUAUGAUUCCAGGUAUUGGGCUUUUAUAUUCUGGUUUAUCAAGAAAAAAGCAUGCUCUUUCUCUAUUAUGGGCCUCAAUGAUGGCUGUCUCUUUAGUCUCCUUCCAAUGGUUCUUUUGGGGUUACUCUUUAGUCUUUUCACAUAAUGUUUAUGGUCAAUUCUUGGGUUCAUUACAAUUCAUCGGUUUGAGAAACGUUUUAGGUGCUCCAUCUGUUGUUUCAAGUGUUCCUGAUAUCUUAUUUUGCUUCUUCCAAGGUAUGUUUGCCUGUGUCACCGGUUGUUUGAUGAUUGGUGGUGCUUGUGAAAGAGCUAGAUUAGGUCCAAUGAUGGUGUUUUUGUUCAUUUGGAUUACUGUUGUCUAUUGUCCAAUUGCCUGCUGGACUUGGAACCCUGAAGGUUGGUUAGCCAAGUUGGGUGCUCUUGAUUACGCUGGUGGUGGUCCAGUCCAUAUCAGUUCAGGUCAUGGUGCUUUAAUCUAUGCUUUGAUUUUAGGUAAGAGAAAUGAUCCUGUUGCUGGCAAAGGUUUACCAAAGUAUAAACCACAUUCAGUCACAUCAGUCGUUUUAGGUACUGUCUUCCUAUGGUUUGGUUGGUUUGGAUUCAACGCUGGUUCUGCUGGUAACGCUACUAUUAGAGCAUGGUAUUCAGCUGUCUCUACCAAUUUAUGUGCGGCUGUUGCAGCUUUAACUUGGAUGUUUGUUGAUUAUUUUAGAUCUGGAGGUAAAUGGACCACAGUCGGUUUGUGUUCAGGUGCAAUCGCAGGUCUUGUGGGAAUAACUCCUGCAGCUGGUUUCGUGCCAGUCUGGGCUGCUAUUCCUAUUGGUGUUUGUGUUGGUGUUGGUUGUAAUUUUGCUGUUGAUUUGAAGAACUUAUUGCGUAUCGAUGAUGGUUUAGAUGUUUAUGCACUCCACGGUGUGGGAGGUGCUAUCGGUAGUGUCCUUACUGGUAUUUUCGCAGCUGAUUACGUUACUGCUACUGAUGGUGCUACUGUUAUUGAUGGUGGUUGGAUCAAUCAUAAUUACAAACAAGUUGGUUAUCAGUUGGCUGCGAUCUGUGCUACUAUUGCUUACACAUGUACUUGUACUUCCAUUAUCUUGCUUGUUCAAGACAGAAUCCCAUUUUUGAGAUUAAGAUUGAGACCAGAAGAAGAAGAAUUAGGUACUGAUAACGUUCAAAUUGGUGAAUUCACUUAUCAAGAAGAAGAAAUUUACAUUCCAGAGCCAGUUAGAUCUCAUACUUCACAAAGAGAAGCUCCAAAACACAACUUGAUUGAUGAUCAAAUCAAUACAGAUGGUACCAACUCCACUGGUGAAGUUGAAAAGAAAUCUGCCGUUUAA